AUGGAGGAAAGUACUGUUCAUGAAGAUGAAGAAGCGAAGAUGGAGAAGUUCUUCGCAUUGGUUAAAAGCACCCGAGAAGUGCGGGAGCAGCUGGCCGGUACGUCGGAGAAGAAAGAAAGAGCUACCACCGCAGAUAAACCUCAAUCGACGCCGUGGAAUCCGACAUUCGUGCUUGAAGAUUUCGUGGAGGCGCCGGCGCCGGUGGUGGAGAAGGAAGGCACUUCUAAGGAGGGAGAGAAAUGA
Salvia splendens (bonfire salvia) is the source of this 243-nucleotide messenger RNA. RefSeq lists its product as uncharacterized. The coding region runs from base 1 to 243 and encodes 80 amino acids. Gene Ontology annotation, biological process: regulation of systemic acquired resistance. The transcript has a single exon. The record is from RefSeq and is a predicted model, not a curated record. Lineage: Eukaryota; Viridiplantae; Streptophyta; Magnoliopsida; Lamiales; Lamiaceae.